Messenger RNA from Acanthosepion pharaonis, 513 nucleotides. The record is from the annotation of a GenBank genome assembly. NCBI's taxonomy places the organism in Eukaryota, Metazoa, Mollusca, Cephalopoda, Sepiida, Sepiidae.
AUGUUCCUCAACCUCUACUUGCAUUUUAUUCAUCCCCUCUUCAUUUCCCCCUCUCCCUUCAUUUCACUCUUCUCUACCAUCAUAUUCAACCUCCCCUACUUGCAUUUAACUAAUACCCACUUCUUUCUUAUCCUCUCACUGGACCUCACUCACUUUCAUCUAUCAUCACGUACCUCCUCCCCUACUUCCAUUUUACCAAUCACCUCUUCUUUUACCUCCUCUCCCUUGACCCCAGUCUCAUCCAUCUACAAUCAUGUUGCUCCUCCCCUGGUUGUUUUACUAAUCUUUUUCUUCUUUUUCCUCCUCUCCCUUUACUUCAAUCUCCGCCAUCUAUCAUCAUGUACCUCCUCCCCUACUUGCACUUUACUUAUCCUCUCUUCUUUUUCGUCCUCUCUCAUCACUUCACUCUCCUCCACAUCAUCAAAUCUCUCCUCUUCUCCUACUUGCCUUUUACUAAUCACAUCUUCUUUUUCUUCCGCUUCUCUGACUUUACUCUCCUCCACCUAUCAUUGA